Porites evermanni is the source of this 3986-nucleotide messenger RNA. The record is from the annotation of a GenBank genome assembly. NCBI's taxonomy places the organism in Eukaryota, Metazoa, Cnidaria, Anthozoa, Scleractinia, Poritidae.
AUGUGGUCCAAAGCAAUUCUGUCAGAAACCGUUCUCUUCAUUUUGCUUGCUUCAGUGGUGGUUAUUGCGAGCAGUCUGCCUUAUUACAGAACAUUGCCAUCUUCACGGCUUAACGCUGACAAAUCAACAAAAGAAGAAGGUAGGGUGUAAUUCGCCAUUCUUUUUCACUUUAAUUAUUAAAUUUAAAAAAAGGCUUGGAAGAGACAACUCAGUAUUAUGAACGUAUUAUGAACGUAUUAUAAACUGUAAGUUUCAUUUAUUCAAAACGUUGUGAAUUAUUAGCUUUAGCAUUAGGGAAUAUUUUUAUUUUGCUUUAAUUUUUUUCGAAGUUAUUAGGAAAUGUGAAUGUGAAUAUGAAUUUAGUGGUUAUUAGGGCUUCUAAACAUAAAGUAUAUAGAGGCAAUGUUGGGAUUAUGGGGACAUUCUGGUUCACAUUGUCUUAGACAUUUUGUUACAAAAUGUGGAAAAUCUGAGAGUGAAGAAAAAAGAUAGAGAAAGCUGCACAUAUUGAAACAAACGUCAUAAAACUGAUCAUGAAAACAAGCAGGUUGAAUGUUAUCAGCAGAAGCAGAAGGCUAGAGGAUGAAUAUAACACCUUCCAAGAUAUGCAUUAUAAUCAGCCUUUGACUGACAGCCAUGUCCUCGCCUUUUUUCCGAUUAUGAACGGUUAAUUAACUUUUUUGAAGCUAUUCCUCUUGCUAUAUGUCAGAUUUUUGGCUACUUAUUUCCUUUCUUGGUAAUAGUUCAUAUUGAAAUUUUCCGCUUAACUAUGUUCUCAAUAUCUACAGUAACAAAUGUUAAUGCUAUUGUUGUUGUUUUUAUUGUUGCUUCUUGUUGCGAUUGCUACAGUUCUCAUUGUAAUACAAAAUCUUAAAGAAAAAGAUUAGACUGUAAAUAAGAAAGAUCUGUUUAGCCCUAAAAAUGGGGCCCUUUCAGUAAGUAAAAUACAGUUCUAUUUUUUAUUCUUAUUUGGCUCCCUUAAAUCAGGGCCAAUGCAAUCCAAAUACCUAGGGCUGAUUUGGACCCAAGGGCUGAAAGGGCCCCAGCUUGGGCUGGAAUAACCUUUUGAUUGGGAUGUUUUGGCAUAAAUUGUGCUCAAAGGCUCCAGGAGGGGCUAAAUGAGAUUUUGGCCUGACGAGCUGAAUUUGUACUUUAGGGCUGAAACAGAUCAUUUUCAUUUUCAGUGUAAAUGGAAAUUAUUUUAUGGACAAGUGACCAACAUAAUUUGGGAUAAGUCCUGAAGAGGUGCUUUUCUAUACGCCCUAAAAGUGCAUAUAACUGUUCCAAUCAAUCAACUUUCCGUUUAGGCCUUCAAUUAUAAUAAUACUAGUCCCCAUACCUCUCUCUUAGGUUGUCCAGAUCCAAGAGACUUGUCUUACUGCAUGUUUGAAGCCUUAUUUAAAGGUGCCUGUCUAGCGGAGAAGCCUGAGAAAACGUUUACAUCAAUAUGUAGAAAAUACUGCGAAACAUUUUGCUAACUUGGGAAAUUCUUCCUAAUUUGGCAUUCGAAAUGGUCCAAGUUUAGGUCUUGUAUUUAGCCACAAUCAUAACGUGUAUCAAAAAUUCGUGUGACAAAAAUUAAAUUUAAAAAUCAUUAAUUAUUCAAGUUCGAUGAGAUAGUCUCAAGUUAUUACUUUUUUAAGCGAAUGAUUUGAACAUGACAAUGGUUGUUUAUUCAUCCAACGUUGAAUGGCCAUAAAAUAAGUCCAUUGACCCUUGACUUUUCCAAUAUUUGAGCGGGAGUCGAUCCUAUAACACUUCCCAACAUGUGCUUACAGAGGAAUUAGUGAGUCUUCAUUCGCCCCUCACGAUUGACAGACUGGCCCGACUAAGACAGCUCGCUCGCAAAUAACUCACGCAUGCAUACAGCCAUACCAAAUUAAGGAAAAUGCAUGCCCUCGGGGGUAAAAAGUGUUAACUAUGUCUGAUUCGACACAAUUAUUUCUUGAAGCAAAAAAGCAAGGACAUGGUUUAUUAAUGAUUCAAUGAAUUUAAAUGCUAUUUCCCUGUCGAAACGUGUUCGAUCAGCUGCUGUUAAUUUUGAUUAUUUCAUAUCAUUAUUAUGUGGUAUUGGUCCAUCAACAAGCAACAAGCCAUCGGUCGUUUCGUUUGUGCUUUAAUUAAACCUAUUCCUUAACGAAUAUCUUUGCAGCUGGUCUGUAUUGACAUUAUUCUCACAGAGGGGUUCUGUGAUGAGUGAGCAAAAAUUAUUUAUAUUUUUUUAAUUGGCUCCUUGAUACGAUUGACACGUACCAUUUCAAAGCACUAACACGACCCGACCCCAUGCAUGAAGCUCACCAGCCAUUUGUGGCGCAUGCGCAGUGCAACUAUCUUCAAACACAAGUAUUGUUAAUUUUGCAUGACUAUCUUUUCAUGGAAAUUGAGAAGAGCAGUAUUAACUGUACGCCUCCAAAACUACCUAGAAUCCAACACCAAAAUCUUGCACCGCAACGAAUUUAUUCUUAAAAUAUGUCACAUUUUAAAAGAGUUUAAGUAGCAAAGAACUUUCAACGACCAACUGAUUAAUUUUGUAUUUAUUUUUUAAUUACAUUUUUUUACCACUCGAAAAGUUAAAAAAUCAAAUCAUCCCACUCAACAUUAACCACUGAAUUCAUUUUUAAAUAACAUCUCAAACCUUCCUUGAAUAUAAUCAGCAUAUAGUCGAAUUGUUUUAGUUUCAAGUGGAUUGUGAUUCUAAAUUCCAAUGGAAGGUUUUUUCAAAAACCGCUUAAACUCAUCCCUUCGCGAUGUUUCGCAGACAUUCGUUCUGUCUAAUAGGUGAAAGCUCGAGUCUUAAAGGAACGUAUGGAUAUUGCUAUCUUUCAAAUCAAUUGAAACUAAAUAUUACGAAUCUAAUAUAUAAUGUAUUUACAGAUGGUUUUUUCUCCGCUUGAACAAAAUACUCCACGAAUAAGGUAAUUUGAUUGAUCCGGGCGCCUUCCCGAUCCUUGUCUUUCCUUUGACAAGUUUCUGUAACCUCAUUUUCAUCGGUGAGGAUUGGUCGCUUUUUUAUAGUUUAAUUAUCGGUUCGAUUAUCAAGUGAUCUGCAGUACCGUCGAAGAGAAAGGCUUCAAACAGUUCAACUUACUGUCACUGCGUAGUAAGUGUUUUAGAAAGGUAAGGAAAAGAUUCUCUACUUAUUGUUGUUGUUUUCUUAUUAUUUUCUUAUUAUUUUUUUGUCUUUGUGUUAACAGCCCAUUGACGUAAUUUGGUUACUUUUAUUAUAAGCUUUUGCAGUAUAGCGUCAUCGUCAUUCGGUGAGAUUGCAGGCUAAAGACACUUUCUAAUUCACUAAAGCCUCGCUGAUAUCUCAUCCAAUUUUACUAAUGCAUUCAACGAGAAGGCGCUAAAAAAUAAGCCAUUGUUAUUUACAUUUUUUUGAAAGACACUUGAUGAAACGCCAAAGGUGCUUACGACGGUCAAAUGAAGGUGAAUUUGAAUUUCAGUUGAACUGAGUAAAAAAGAAUUGAUAACUUAAGUUAUAUUAGGUGUUAAUUCGUCCGUUCGCAUGAUAAACCAGCAUCUAUUGUAGUUGGUGUUGAUCUAUGAAGUAAGAAACGACGAUUAGCCCUUUCAACGGGAAACAAAGGACGAAAUAAAGAUAUGAGUUCAACAGAUCUAAUAUUUUUUCCUUCUCUUUAAUCAGAACGUUAAAAAUUUCAUCGCAGCAAUGGAUCUCACAAAUAUAAUCAACCUUCUGAUUCUUGUCCUUCUCACUGCAUUUGCCACAAUGGUAACUUCCGAAGUUUAUUCCGACGAUGUUGAUCUAGAACAGUUUUCCGAACUGUUUAGUAAAAGAGAUGCUGUUGAGGGUGAGUGUAAUACAAACAUUAAACACUUAAUGACUGGUCCCAUGCCAAGGGAAACAGUCCGUUUUUUUUUUUUUUCACGAGAAUCUUAAUGUUUCCAGAGGCAGAGCUAAGGAAAACAUUGAGAUUCGAGGGAAACAAAAUGAACUGUUCCCAGAGGGACCAGUCUUUAAGUGA